This is a messenger RNA of Nematolebias whitei (Rio pearlfish), 2532 nucleotides long. It is a transcript of the gene ncdn, whose product is annotated as neurochondrin. The transcript has 8 exons. Gene Ontology annotation, cellular component: dendrite. Lineage: Eukaryota; Metazoa; Chordata; Actinopteri; Cyprinodontiformes; Rivulidae. Gene Ontology annotation, biological process: neuron projection development; regulation of neuronal synaptic plasticity. Bases 42 to 2438 code for a protein of 798 amino acids. The record is from RefSeq and is a predicted model, not a curated record.
GGGAGCUGUUGCGGCGCGUGUCAACUCUGUCGUCACAGGUUAUGAUGGCGGAUGGUGACCCGGCUCCUCCUGAGCGGAGCAGCAGGAGUCCUGAAGAGGAGCAGGCAGGAGGAGCCGGGCCUGGAGCUCAGAGGCAGGUGUUGGACAGGUGUCUGCACGCGCUCAGACACGCGACGAACGACAGUGAGACGCUAGCUGCUCUGCUGCUGAUAACCCGCCUCUGCCCGGCGAACCGGCUCGGCAGACCCGCGCUGCAGCGAGUCUUGGACUCCGUGGGUUUGGACCUCCCGGCCCGGCUCCUGGUGACGGCGGCCCGGGGUGGCGAGAGCUCAGGGUUGCCCCCCCAGGACCUGGUCUCUCUGGGCACGGCCCUGCUGGCCGCCCUGUGCACCGACCCGGACUUGGUCUCCCGGACCCAGGUCCUCAGCACCGUCCCACUCCUGCUAGACAUGGUGUCAAACGGGCCGGUGCAGAACCACGCUGGCUGUAGUCCAGAAACUAAAGACCAGUCCACCAGAGUCCAGGAGAGCAGCAGGUCAGCAGGUGACCAUGGUUCUGAUCCAAACGGAUCAGCAGCUGCUCAGAAAUCCUCCAAACUGGAUGAAGCCGUGGCUACAGACUGCUACCAGGUUCUGAUGGCUGUGUGUGGCUUACCCAGAGGCCCGGGUCAGCUCCUGAGCAGGGGGGCUGUCCCUGCACUGUGCUCGGCAGUGGACCAGAACCAGACCCUCAGCUACCAGAGGGGGCUGGCCCUGCUGGGGGCCCUCCUCUCUGACAGAACCAAAGAGAAAGCCUGGAGCAAACACCCUGAAGAACUCCUGGCUCUGCUGCUCAGACUGUCCAGGGACUUCUGCCGGGCCUCGGACCUGACCCGACUGGGGAUGUGCGCACAGCUUGUCCGGUUCCUGCCCACAGCAGGGGUGGUGCCCAAGAGCCAAGAACUGAGGAGGUCCGUGAGCCAGGUGUGGGCGGCACUGAGGCCUCUGCUGCAGGCCAAGUUAACGCCACGGCAGAUCGGGCCGGUUCUGGUUCUCAGCGCCUGCUUGUUGGACCUGUACGGGUGGGAGCCGGUGGGACCACCAAAGUUCUGCUGCCUGCUUGUGAACCGGGCCUGUGUGGAGGUCAGGAUGGGUUUGGAAGAACCGCCUGGGACAGAUCUUAGCCUGGAGCUGCAGCAAACACUCACAGGAUGUUACCGGAUCAUGGAGGCCGCCGUGGAGCAGGCCUGUACCGAGGGAGGCGCCGCGCCUCCUUCCUCCGCCUCCCCCCAGGCGGCCCUCAGUCUGCAGCAGAGCCGGCAGGUUCUCCGAGUUCUGGAGGAGGCCUUCUCUGCCGUCGUGUUCUACCUGCAGCAGGUGGAUCCCAGUCGUCAUGACGACCCGUUUGUGUUUGCCACUUUUCGCUCUAUCUGCUCGUGGCUGGCUGAGGAGACUUCCUGUCUGAAGCAGGAAGUGACCGGACUGCUGCCCUUCCUGAUUGGCUACGCACGACGCCACCUCCACGCCAGGAGCUCUGAGCCAGAUCUUUCUAAUUGGAUGGCCAAAAUGACCGUCAGCGAAGAGGGCGGGGCCUGGACGGGCCAAGAAGCUCUCAGGUAUCUCCUCCCAGCUCUGUGUCACCUGUCAGCUGAAGAAGGACCCAGAAAAGUUCUGCUCACCCAGGACUCUCCGGCACUGCUGGUGGACUUCCUGCUGCAGACUUGGACCUCUGUGAAGGGGCGGAGCCACACUGCAUCCACCAGAGACCCCAGCAUGGAGACUGCAUGCUCCGCCCUCCUCAACUUCACCAUCACAGAGCCAGAGAGAGUCAGGAAGGACUCGUGUUUCAGAACCCUGGAGGCCCAUCUGAGUGAAGCACUUCCUGUUUUGGUGAAUAAGCCACGCCUCCUGGUCCUGGCAGCGAAUUACGUCACUUUGGGGCUGAUGAUUGACAGACUGAGGUGUCCUCCUCCAGGCUCGGUGGAAGCGGCCCGGAGGCGGUUCUACUCUGCGGCUCUGCGGUUCCUGGGCGGUGCCCUGCGGUCCGGUCCCGGCCCGGUUCAGGUGAAGGCCAGCUGGCAGCAGGACUGGGUCGAGGCAGCAGAACUCUGGCGUCUGGGCCUGCAGGUUCUGGGAGACCUGGUCCGGGUUCAGCCGUGGAUCGUCGGUCCGAUCAGAGACGAAGGCUGGCUCGCUCACACCGUCUGCACGCUGUGCCACUGCACCGCUCUGCCGGACCCCAACACCCAGGAGGUUCUGGAGCAGGUUCUGUGUGCCGUGGUGGAGCAGAGCUCCGUCUGUAAGCAGGAGGUCCGGGAGGCGCUGAGGAGGAGCCACGAAGGAGCGCUGAGCAGAAUGACCCGCCUGAAGGAGGCGCUGGAGGAGCAGCCUUCACCUGGGAACACAGGGAACCAACCGCAACCGGUUCUGACCGUGACUGGACCUGGGUCUGACUGUUGACGGUCAAAACUGGUUCUGGUCAUGGUCAGAACCGGGUCGGCUCCAGGCUGAUUUUUGGAAGAUUUAAAGAAUAAAAUAAAAUAUUUUGACAGAA